Messenger RNA from Panicum virgatum (switchgrass), 964 nucleotides. RefSeq lists its product as uncharacterized. Gene Ontology annotation, molecular function: protein binding. NCBI's taxonomy places the organism in Eukaryota, Viridiplantae, Streptophyta, Magnoliopsida, Poales, Poaceae. The coding region runs from base 99 to 734 and encodes 211 amino acids. The record is from RefSeq and is a predicted model, not a curated record. The transcript has a single exon.
GUCGCGGUGAGCAGUGAGGGGGACCUGGUCCUGGGUCACUGGAGGUUGAGGUCUUGAGGAGUUGAGGGAGUGAGCGGGCGGGGAGGGGAGGGCGCGCCAUGGACUGGUACGCGUGGCUGUCGAGGACGGGGCUGGCGCCGUCGCUGACGCACGAGUACGGGCGCCUCUUCAGCCGGAACGAGCUGGAGCCCGGCGACGCGGCGCACUUCGACCACGACCUGCUCAAGAGCAUGGGCAUCGCCGUCGCCAAGCACCGCCUCGAGAUCCUCAAGCUUGCAAGGAAGCAGGCGGCGGCGGAGGCGGGCGAGGGCGCGUCGGCGGCGGCCGCGCGGCUCGCGCGCAGGGCCACGAGGUGCCUGGCCCGCUGCGUGCGCCGGCUGGCCAGCGGCGGCGGAGUGGGGAGGAGGGGCGCGUCGUCGGUCACCGUCGUGCCCAGGAUCUGCAGCGGCGACGGCGCCGUCCGGGUCGGCGCCGUGCAGCAGAAGAGCGCCGCCAACAACAAGAAGUCGAUGGUGCUCAUGAUCACCGACGGCGCCGGCGGAGGAGACGGCCUCGCCAGGGGCGGCGGCGCCGCGCGGCUGUCCGCGUCGUCCCAGAAGGCGAGCCUGAUGUUCCACGACUGCUACCACAACGACGACGAGGACGAGGAAGGCGAAGAGGACGACGAGGACGGCAGCGCCGGCGACGACGACAUCAAGUGGGACUCCAUGUUUCAGGACCUCAAGCCCACGUGAUGGACAAGUUGCAUUGUCCCCUCUCUGAUCUUCAUCUCUGGUUUGGUGUUGUUGCGUGAGCGCGUCGUUAUGUUUUUUCUUUUUUUCUUUUGUGGCGUGAGAGAAUUUUAGCAACUCUCUUGUUGGUGUUCGUUCUCCUUGUGAAGAGAACAUUGAAAGAACGUUUGCUUCGCAAUGUUCAGAAAAUAAUGUCGAAAAAUGUGUAGUUUCCGCAGUUUCUGCAGUGUUAA